Molecule: messenger RNA, 1089 nt
Organism: Exophiala bonariae
Lineage: Eukaryota; Fungi; Ascomycota; Eurotiomycetes; Chaetothyriales; Herpotrichiellaceae
Exons: 1
Coding region: 1-1089 (362 amino acids)
Source: RefSeq, a predicted model, not a curated record
AUGUCUACACCACGUGGAGGUCCGGGGAAAAUGACUAAUCCAGAUGAUGAAGCCGCCGCAGCUCAGCUACACCACGACCUCAAUGAUUCUAUCAGACAAGCCCAUAGGACAGCUCGGCCUAUAUUGACUCAUCUGAAUGCAGAUACGACAUGGUUGUUGUCAAUACCAAAGCCUGACUACCGUCCCUUCCACUCAACUCGUUCUCGAUACAACCUACUGAUAGAUCCAUGGCUACAAGGACCACAAUCAGACGUCGCUGGUUGGUUCUCCAAGCAGUGGCAUGCAGUAGAGAGCAGUGUUGGCUCAAUCCUUGAGCUGGAUGAGCUCCUCCGCGACGCCGAGGCUUUCGAGUAUGAGCGCCAUGCUACUUCAGAGACCACAGCCCGAAAUUCAUAUAUCGAUGCAGUGGUGAUCUCCCAUGAAUUCACCGACCACUGCCACAAGGCUACAUUGCUAGAAGUUAAUACCAAAGUUCCAGUCUUUGCUACUGGGAAAGCAGCACAGCUCAUCCGGUCAUGGAAUCAUUUCUCAACCGUCAUUGAAAUGGCAUCAUUUGGCAACGGUGAGGAUUGGCGAACUACAAGCACUCCUCCUUUACCAGAAUGGAUCGGUAUCAGCAGAAUAGUGACGAGCUCGGACGCUUUAUACUAUCAUUCUGCAGUGCUGAUAUGUACUCGAAUUUCAGAUUCAGAGUCUGAAGCAGCCGAAGCAGUGAUUUACACGCCACAUGGAUUGGCAGUGUCUGGUAUUGCUACCAUAACAACCGCGAAGCCGCCAAUAGACUCCUUAGCUCUCUUACAUGGAUUACACGAUAUCUCGCUUGUCGGUAACCAGCUCAACCUAGGCGCCGUCAACGCGAUCAAAGCUCAACAAUUGCUGAACGCAAAAUUCUGGAUCGGAACCCACGAUGAAGAAAAAAAGAAAUGGGGAUUGAUUUCACCCUUCCUUCGAAGAAAGCCCUUGACUGUCUCAGAAGCUUUCGCACAGGUGCAAGCCACAGCCAAGGUUGAAUUUGAUGGCACAGAGGCUAUGAUUGAGGAACCCAUAUAUGUGGAAUUGGGAAAUGGAGAGUCACUCCUACUGGCGUGA